AUGGACACCGACUCCAGCUACGAAGAUCCAGCAGAAGCCGGCGAAGAAGAAUCAAGCGCAGAUGAGUUUGUCAAGCCCGCAUUCCCACCUAGCUCCACCGAAGCAUUGAAGGUGGUCAAGCAUUCGAACAAUGCACAUCUCGCCACGCAUAGAAAGAGGAAUGGCACCGAGUCUAGAGAAGAGCGAUGGAACCGCCUUCAGAGCCAUUACAACGACCAAUACCUCAAUCUCCUGAACGAGAGCAGUCUUAACGACCAUGACCUCGUGAAAGAUGAUCUUGGAUCUACACAGCUUGGCUCAACUACUUGGUCGAGUUUGGAGAAGGAGCGGUUCUUCCUUGCUUUGUCGAGGAGAUCCAAGGCCGACAUACGCGGUAUUGCGACCAUCAUCGGAUCAAAGUCUGAAUUGGAGGUUUACGAGUACCUACGGCUACUAGAGGAAGAGCACAAGUACAGACAUCUUUACUCAACGGAAGUUGAUCACAUUAGCCACGCUGAUAUACCAGCUGCUGCAGAGCUAAGCAUUGAGAGCGAAGCAUUACUGGAAGAGGCAGCGGAGGCUCUGACCGUCUACCAAGAUAGAUACGACCAUGCCAUUGGAGAGCAGAUGCACCAGGGCCGCUGGCUAGUUGAUGAUGUCCAAGCCAAAGCAUAUGAUGAAUUGGUCGACCAUACUGAAGGCGGCAUUUCAUCUGAUGCUAGUCUGUCGACUGAAUUCUCGAUACCUGCAAAAGGCAUGUUCAGGCUGUCGUCAUGGUUGUCGUUAACGGAACAAGUCUUCAUGAAUUCUGACCCUACUCGUACGGAGAAUAACUGGACUAGCUAUGCAGCUGAAGAUGAGGUGCCAGCUAUAACUGAGGGAGCGAUAUCCGAUCUCUAUGAGAUAGCUAUCCAUCAGCUACGAAAGAUAACGCAGACAUCAAUUUUUUGUGCAGAAUCACGGAUUCGCACUACAAGGGACCGCGCUUACACGGCGAAGGCACUCGUCAAGGCACAAGAUGUGGCUGCUGCUAUCAGUAUAUUGGGUCUUCCAGAUGAUCGCUCUCAAUUUUGGCUUGGGCUCGCGAAAAGGAACCAACUGAACGUCGUCAAUGAUUAUCGUAAGAAAGACCGAGGACGACGAACCUUACUCACCUAUGACCAGGUUGAGAGUAUUCUCGGCGAGACGCUAGCACCGCAUAGAGGACGUAGAUCUCAUACAAGUGCAUCUAGUUCCCUGUGUGUGUCUGAAGAUUCAGACCAUGUGACAGAAUCCGGCAUGUCUGAAGACACUGAUGAUUCGGAUGUCCUCGGCUCCGACCGAUUUGAACCGAGUAGAGACGCGACAACAUCCACAGAUGAAGUCAUGGAAGAAAUGGAAGAAAAUGAUGACACUGAGUCGAGUACCGAAUCGUCUGACGAAGAGCUAUGUGAAGACGACCAAGACCGUCGCUUGGAGAACUUGGAUCAGGUGUACAGCCGACGUCAAGAGCUGCAACUGUAUCAUGAUCUGGGGUGGGCAAAGCUGGAGGACAUUGAAGUGGCGCAUGUGGAGAAGCUGAGGCCCGGGGAAGAAGUGGCGGGCAUGAUGAAGCGCAAGAACAGGGCUGAUCUCGUUGACUGGCGCGAUUCAAUAACCAGAUACGUGGAGAGCUGGGAGGAACAUGGUCAAAGCUUGGAAGAAGCUGGCUUUGCUGAGAAGCGAGAAGGCGCGAAAAGAAGGAGGAUAGGAGAAGGCACAGGACCGCGAAAAGACCUUCCAUUCAGGUCUCUGCCGAGAUGA
Messenger RNA from Endocarpon pusillum Z07020, 1761 nucleotides. RefSeq lists its product as uncharacterized. The record is from RefSeq and is a predicted model, not a curated record. Gene Ontology annotation, molecular function: RNA polymerase I general transcription initiation factor activity; rDNA binding. Gene Ontology annotation, cellular component: RNA polymerase I upstream activating factor complex. Gene Ontology annotation, biological process: transcription initiation at RNA polymerase I promoter; nucleolar large rRNA transcription by RNA polymerase I. The transcript has a single exon. Lineage: Eukaryota; Fungi; Ascomycota; Eurotiomycetes; Verrucariales; Verrucariaceae. Bases 1 to 1761 code for a protein of 586 amino acids.